AUGGAUCUUCACGCAGGGUCGAGCGCUUCGGGCGACGCCGGAUAUCAAAAAAUGGAGGCGAUAUCGCAAGAUAUACAACUCCUCCCGGAAGCAACCCUUAAGGAAAUUAGCAAAGGGUUGUUGGUAAACUUUGUUCUGUCUUGUGAAGACAUCGACAAAGUGAACCGAGUAUGGCAGAGCUUAUUGAAGACGUUUUCGACGGCUUCAACAUCUAACACCCAUACUGUGGCUUCAUGCAAUACGCUAAGCGCAUUUCUUGACACUGCACUUGCUUCAAAAUGUGAAGGAACAAGAAAAUUGGCUUUCUCCAAUGAGACUUGGUCUGCUGUGUUUGAGGUCUACAUGGCUCGCUAUAAAGAUGCAAAUCCAAAGGGGAUGAGACUAGUCCUGGAGUGCCUGGUCGGCCUCUUUAAUAAAAACCCCCAGGAAACCGACAAAGAUUUAAUCAGAUCCAAGAUUACUGAGACAACCAUCCCUAGCAUUAUCCUUGGCGAGCCUCGCUCGCGACUUAAGGCGUCUUUCGUCUCUUUGGAGGCUCUGCUACGGAAGGGCGCAAUCUCUCCCAUUGAGUUUAUCUCACUGGUAGAGAGUUGGCUUCUGGAGAAUCGUGAAAGAUGGAUCUCACUCCUUCAGGAGGAUUGCAAAUCUCUGUCCAUAGAUAUCAAUCGCUUCCUCGCAAGUGCUCCAAGCUCCGAGUCGAAACAAAUUGUGGCCGAGAUCCUUCUUUUGAGAUUAUUAACCCAAGCCAAAACAGCAGAACUUGCUGCUUCAUCAGGGGAUUUAAUGGCUGUUUUCUUCCAGAAAGUUAAAAACCUUGACACGUCCGGGCCAUCCUCUCAAGAGAUUUCUCAGAACUUGUCAUCAAUUUGGGUGAUUCCAGUUAGGCACCUUGCGCUGCAGAACCUGGAUAAUCUAGAGCUGAUGUCUAAUUACACCCUUCAGCCUUUGUUUAAACUUGACCCUGCUGGAUUUAGAGCAUUUUUAGAAAAGUUACACCUGAAGAACUUGCUCGCAGGGGAUAUGAGUGAGGCGCCAUUACCAGAGCUGACCCUUCUCUUUGCAUCGCUGCAGAUGGCAAAGAAAGUUGGCCUGGUCCACGAGGAUAGUAAGUGGAAAUGCUUUUUAAACCCUGUUCGUGUUCCAGGGUCUUCAGCCAAUGACGCCCAGAAUGCGCUCGUUCUCAAGAGCGAAAUGAUUGGCCAGUUCCUAUUCCAUAGAGAACAUAGUAUCAGGAUAGCAGCACUUUCACUCCUGAUAACGGCACCUGCGACAACAAAGCCGGUUUCUUCGGCCACAAUAAGAGCGAUAUUGAAAGGCUUGCCGUCUAUGCACUCUGAAUCUGCCGACCCAUACGCCAGAGGAGAGAUCCUGAGCUUGAUACGCAAACUGAUUCCUCGUCUCAAAGGCGGUAUUCUGAGUGAACACGAAAACUUGGCUGAGACAAAUGUUCCAAAUAGCAAAAGGCAUCAGCCGAAGUUUGCCCGUGACGAUUCUGAGACGCAAGAGUGCCUGAAAGAAUACCUGGAGUUAUUGAAAGAUGACCUGCGAUCUACAGCCUCUUACCCGCGCCACAUCAUGGCAUUGAAAACAUUGAUCCAUCUACUUGAAUCUGGCCUCGAUGCCCGGUAUGCUGGUCACAUUGCUGCCAAACAAGCGGGAAACGUCACAAAGUGGCGACUUAACAUGGAUGUAUUUGAGCCAAGCCUGCUCAGAUUGUUGGUAGACCUUUUACUGGAUCCAUAUGAGGAAGUGCGGGCUACAUCCCUCACUUUGCUUAAUAUGUUUCCUCGAGACGUCUUACUAAGUGGCUACGUGCAAUCCGGGUGCAACAGGAAGUAUGAGAAGCCGCAGUUCGUGGAGGCCUUGAAUAGAGCAGAACAACUGGCAAGUAAUACUAGUAGAGCUGACCAUGCCGAUACUGUCGCUCGUCUGUAUCACAUAUUCUUUACAGCAGCAGACGAUGAUAACUCGAAAGUGGCGGAUAGCUGGUGGGAAACAAAACAAGGAGUUGUCGAUAAUCUCCUGAAGAAACUGGAAGAAAAACUAUCCCUUGCAGGUGGUCUCUUCAACUCUUCUAUGCGUGAUGCACCCCUACACGGUUACGUCUCUGCUCUUAGAUAUAUUGUGUUAACUCCUGAUUUCCAUGUCUUGAUCUCAAACGCACAGACAGGGUACGGGGCCUGGCGAACCGUACACUCAAGGAUAGUGGCUGUUUGUGACAAGAUUUGGAUUGAAGUGAAGCCCAUACUCUGUAUUGAUUCUCCGGAAGGCCACACCGAUGAGCCCAUUGACGAUCUAACUGUCGGCCCUAAGGAUAUCCUUUCUUAUUCUUGGCGUGCACUUCGGGAGUCGAGUCUCCUGCUUUACGCAACACUCGCCAAUAGGACGUACGGCCCGAAAGGAGAAUCAGGCUUGACGAAGGGUGACUUUGAGACAAUAGGAGUCGCAAGCUUCACACAGCUGGCCGAGCUUCGCCAUAGGGGUGCAUUCUCGACUGUGUCUCAAACCUUUGCCACCUGUUGUUUGCGUUGUGGACAGUCGAGCGACCCUGAGAUUGCAAGCCUACCUCAUAGAUGGUAUCAGGAAGCUAGAAAGAUUAUCUUCGAGACCGCAUCAAAGCUAACGCGUCGUUCCGCUGGGCUUCCUGCACUGGCCACUGGAAUUCUUUCAUCUAACCCUGGAGGGCAGCUCUUCCAAGAUGUCAUCAAGGAGCUCAUCGAGAUAUCUCACCUUCCAGUACAACAAGAUGAUGAUAACCAGGAGAUGGAGCUACCUCAAGUCCAUGCUCUGAACUGCCUGAAGGAAAUUUUCACCAAUAACAAGGUUGGCGCUCAUACAGAGCCGUUUAUCAUGCCCGCUUUGAAUCUGUCGGCUGAGCAGCUGGGGUCGCCAGUUUGGAACCUGAGAAACUCUGGAUUGAUGCUCUUCCGAGCUUUACUCACGCGCAUGUGUCGCAGGGGUAGCGGUCUAGGGUUUGGCGGUAGCUCCGGAUCGGAACCCGGCGGUAGAAUUUCUUUCCAGAAAUAUCCGGGUCUUAUUCAGCUGCUCUCUGACCUUCUGUCGUCGUCGGAUGCGAGAAAUAACGCGGAAAAGGGUGACCAUGCGAUGGUCACUGAGCGAGUCUUCCCGGCUUUGGAACUCAUUGCGGAGAAAGUCCCGAACGCUUUUGAUACAGAUGACGUGAUGCUUCUAGGACUGGUCCGGGAACAGCUCAAGAGUCCAGUGUGGGGCAUCCGAGAACACGCGGCUCGUGUUUAUGCAUCCUUGCUGAAUCGCCCUGACAUUCUGAAAGAUAUCCAAACACUGCUUGAUGUUGAUCGGGAUUCGAAGUCACAGGACUAUCUUCAUGGAAAGGCACUGUCUAUCAAGUAUGCUCUGCGCAGAUUCGGAUCUGCGUCGAUCUCGUUCUGGAAUGAGCAUAUCCACGAAGUAUCUGCAGCCCUGCGACAGAUCUUUGCCACAUUGUUCCCAGUUGCCGAAUCUCCAUUCGUUGCGAACACUUUGCUGGAGAUCCUUGGCGAAUCGGUGGAGAAGAGCUUUGAGUUAGGAACGGAAGAAAAACUGUUGAUGACUAUUUGCUACACAUACGACUCAUACGGAUUUCAAGAUAUCCUGGAGUACCUCUUUGAUACGUCGAGUCCUAAUUACAAUUCAUUGAGCACAACUCGUGCUUCUUCUAUGCUCCGGAGAUCUCUUUCGUGGGUUGGAGCACUGCAAAUGUUUGUGACCGGUGAAUUGGAUGAGCUGGCGCCAUUCGUCAAGACCAUUUCGACGUUCGAUCCCAAUGCUGGUGUAUGGCUGCUCCAGCAGAUACAGGAUGUAAUCGGAGGAAAGGAAAAAUACCGAAAGACCUUGCUGCAACUGUACCCUUCUAUCAUCCUGGGCGACUACUCCGAAGAUGUGAAGGGUUCAGCUAUCUCAUCCCUAGCAUCCAUCCUGGAAGAUCUACUUGACUUCCAUCAUGAUAAAUUCAAGGACGUGGACUUGCCAUGGGAGGAUCUAGACCAACAUAUUAACUCCAAACCGAAUGGUGAAGUGUGGAGCAGAGACCGAUCAGACGCCGAGAUACGUCUCCAAGGAUGCCUUCUCGCAGCCAAGGCUAUUUCCAACCAAGGUCAGAUUUCCGAGACGGACAUUCGCAGAUGGGCCACGAAGCUGCGAUUCGCGAUGGAAGAAGAAACAGAAUUUACCACUCGAGAUGCCGCAGUGACCUCACUAACGGCAUUUGCACGCGUACUGCGGAGCAAAGGCAAAGCUCCACUUGUGGACAAGGUGUACUUGGAGAUCUACCUUAUCCUAUAUGAUAUGCUGAGCGACGACGACGAGGAGCUGCGUGAUAUGGCCGCCGGAACUGCCUCCUGGGUCCUGUCAUAUUCCUCCGUGGCCCCCUCUAAGACAGUUGCCUUGUCUCCCUUGAACGCUGGCCAGCUCCUUGCCGACUUCAUGGUCGAUAACUACCCCGAGUCUCAACUCUUGUCCACUAAAGCAAUCCACUAUAUCACUGGAGAGGAGCCGAAGCUCAGCGGCUCUGUCGAACGCACAAAGCUUGCAACGGUAGAGGCACAGCUUGCCGAGCUGAGAAAGGAGAGCACAACCUUGUUCGAAGAAGAGAGACAAAACUUGUUCAUCGAGGAAAUCCGUGAAGUCGAUAUCUGGUCCUGUAGACUUCUCGGGCUGAGAGAAGCUGCUUUCAGCGAGCGUCUAGUUAAAGAAAGCUCAAAAUGGGUCUCUGACGGCCUCUCCUACGUCGCAGACAUUAUGACAACUGAGUCCGAAAAGGACGGACUGGUCGGCUGGGCCUCAAAGCCAGAAACGUUCACCCUGGGCUUGAGACUGAUUAGCCUCGCGGCCGUGCUGGUGUCAGAGGAGUUUGCAGCUUCUGGAUACCUCUAUGAAGACCGGACUGCUCUCAAGGAGAAGCUGCAGAGGUUACUUGGCAAUGGGGAAACAGCAUUGCUGCAUGAUAACUGGAUUGCGAGAAUACAGAGUGCAUUGGGUAUUGAGGGUUAG
Molecule: messenger RNA, 5010 nt
Organism: Aspergillus pseudonomiae
Lineage: Eukaryota; Fungi; Ascomycota; Eurotiomycetes; Eurotiales; Aspergillaceae
Product: THADA/TRM732 family protein
Exons: 10
Coding region: 1-5010 (1669 amino acids)
Biological process (GO): tRNA methylation
Cellular component (GO): cytosol
Source: RefSeq, a predicted model, not a curated record